Molecule: messenger RNA, 1101 nt
Organism: Drosophila teissieri
Lineage: Eukaryota; Metazoa; Arthropoda; Insecta; Diptera; Drosophilidae
Product: MORN repeat-containing protein 3
Exons: 2
Coding region: 94-1011 (305 amino acids)
Source: RefSeq, a predicted model, not a curated record
UGUAUCAAUUUAAUCAAUUUUCCAUUGUCAUGCAUAUCCUAACUCUCACAUUAGCAUAUCUUUAAGCGUCCAAGUCAAAGUUUUUUUGACAGUAUGAGUACCUGCCUGGAACGAUUUUUUUGUCCCAAUAAACCCAUCUGCAGCUCGGGCAGAAGAGCCACGUUCUAUUAUCCUGGCGGAGGGACCUACUCUGGCUACUGGUUAUGCAACAAACAUCAGGGCUGGGGCGUCAAAAAGACGGCAAAACGAACUAGCCAGUACUUUUUUGGUAAAAAACAUCCUGAAGGCCAGCUCAUUUAUGAAGGGGACUGGGUGAUGAACAAACGACAAGGAGUCGGAUCAAUGCUACGAAAACGCGGAACAGAAGUACAACUGAUAUAUUCGGGAAGAUGGUACGAUGACAUGAAAUGUGGAGAAGGUAAACAAUUCUAUUCCGACGGAUGCGUCUACUUUGGAAAAUGGAUAAGAAAUCGACGGCACGGUUUGGGAAUCCAGUGGUACAACGAUGGGAAUAUCUAUGCGGGCGAAUGGGAGACAGAUUUCCGGCACGGACUUGGGGUCAUGUUUUACGCCAAUGGAAACCGGUACGAAGGACACUUUGCACGUGGAUACAAAAAUGGCGAGGGUGUUUUCUAUCAUAUGCAUACGGGACAAAUUCAGAAGGGGAUGUGGGAAAAUGAUAAUUUAAAGACGUCGGUAAUACAGGAUGAACAAAAAAUCCGCUGUAAUACUGCAAUAACAUCAUAUCCGAUUCCGCGAAACUGUCUUAAGUACCCCAACGAAAUAAUGCGAGAACUUUUUCAAAGGUACAAAGCUUUUAGCAAUAAGCCCCAUCGUAGAUUCAAUGACAGGGUCAGUCUUGCCUUCAUUCACCAUCACCGACAGUAUGCCUCUUGCGAAGAACGUUUCGCUUCACCAACAAUUGUAAACCUAUACCCCAAAGCUGAGUUUGGAUGCACUUGCGACUGCGAAAAUGUUGCCCGAAACGAAGCCAACUUUAGUCAGAUAUAGCAUACUAUACUUUACCCUAUACGUUUGAAAGUUGAUGUUACAAAAUUGGCAACCUAAAUAUUAAAGGCAAAAUUGUAUGUCAUAGCAAUA